This is a messenger RNA of Anopheles nili, 2762 nucleotides long. RefSeq names its product DNA ligase 1 (gene sals). Lineage: Eukaryota; Metazoa; Arthropoda; Insecta; Diptera; Culicidae. Gene Ontology annotation, molecular function: actin binding. The record is from RefSeq and is a predicted model, not a curated record. The transcript has 8 exons. The coding region runs from base 1 to 2577 and encodes 858 amino acids.
AUGCCAAAUAGUCGUCCUCCUUGGCUGAAGGAUCGUCUAGAGACGGUUAACAAAAAUGUACCUCCUGCUUGGACCCGUAAGGCAAGUGCAACGCCAGCCACUGAUACCAAGGAGUCUUCACCGUCCGCCAAAUCCAAAUCCAUUGAAGAAACUCCCGCCGCCAGUACGAAAGCACCAGUAACAGCAUCGACCGGCAUCAAGAAAUCGGUCAACCCGCCUGUAAAAGAAAACGGCGAAACCGGUGCAAAGACUACAGCCACGGGCAAGCUACAAUCAAAGGAAAUCAAAGUUCCAGUUCUAGUAGCUCAGAAAAAACCGGUGAAUCCUCCGCCAAGCAAAUCCGACGCUUCGCCAGUCCUGAAAAAUACAACCCCUGUCAUGACGGUGCACCGCGAAGCAGCCAAACCAAAAACCAAAUCGGUACUCAAGGAGCCAACGCCAGAACCCGACGAAGAAGAUGAAGAUGAAUACGAAGAGGAAGAAGAGGAAGAGGAGGAAGAAGAAGGCAGCACCGAAUAUGAGACGGAAACUGAAUCGGAAGAAGAAGUAUCUCCUCCGCCACCAGUAAAAUCGGCGCCUAAAAAACCCGAUCCGAGUGAAUUAAAGCGUCAGGACGCCGUUUCAGCGCAGUCCCCAAAGCUACCGGUGCAGUUGCGCAAAGUAACGCCAACAAAAAGCCCCGAAAAAUCCGACACUGACAGUAAGCCCACCUCUAAGUCCGUAUCGGAAAAAUCUUCAUCUCCGGAGUCGAACACAUUCGUGAGACCCCCGCUUAAAAAAGUGGUACGUCCUCAGCAGGACGCGCCGCCAAAGGAGCGAUCGGCAUCGCCAGAGCCUGCAAAGAACUUCCGCGUGCAGUUACGAAAAGUACCGUCGAAUCUCAAGGCCCCACGUGUCAAAGAAAAAUUGCCAGAGGUGCAGCUAAAAAAGGUAGAAAAGCCACUCUUGGAGGAUAUUCCGAAGAAAGAAGAAGCCUACCCGCACAAACCGUCUAUGUUGAAAUCGGAGAGCAGCAAAAGAAUUCCUCCACCACCACCGAUGCCAAAGUCCAACAUACCGCCACCUCCGCCACCGCCACCAGGCAUGAAGCCACCUCCAGAUUUUAAGAAGCAGGAAAUAUCUGAUAAGCAACUGGAAGUGCUGGAUAAACUAAAACGACGUCCACGUCGACGUCCGGACUGGUCGGAUAUGAUGAAGGAAGUUGAAAAGGGAAAGAAACUCAGACACGUUCAGUGUAACGACAGAUCACACCCCAUCAUAAACUCUAAAUCUAUUACGAAGGUAAAGGAUCAGUUCAUCUUCGAAACGGAAAAAGCCACAGCGCAUAAUCAGCUGCUGAAGCAAAUUCAAGGAGGCAUCCAGCUGAAACCCACCAAAUGCAACGAUCGCAGCAAACCAAUCCUAGAAGGAUUGCGCAAGUUCAGACGUCAGAUGACGCUUGAAGAGCAGCUUGCCAAAUCGGAAUCAAGAGCAAAUUUGGAGGCCCCACCAGCUGACGAAGAGGAGGACGAAUUAGACGACAUUGAUAAGGUUCGUGAUGAUCUGCAAAGCACAAAGCAAAUGCUGGCCCAUGAGCUACGCAACAAUGAGGCUCUGGAGCGUGAAAACAAGAGGCUGUUGGUACGAGUGCAGAAUCUUGAAGCAGAACUGUCCCGUGAGCGGUGGAAUCCGCUGAGUGGCGAAGAACGGACAACAGUUACCGGACCUCAGUCCGAUCUCAUACAAUCGCUUAAAGACGAGGCGUUAGAGGCUCAGAAUCAGUCGAAGCAGCUUGAAGAUAAAUAUCAAACUGUCGCCAAGGAACUAGAUACAGCAUACAAGCAGGUGGACGAGCAAAAGCGGAAACUCGCUGAACUAGAACGGAAACUUCAGUGCUUAACGGACGAUGACUUCUAUUUGAGCGAGCAACAGGGUGUAACGGAUGAUCGUAGAGCUACGGAAUCAGCUCAAAAAGAAAGCUCACCAGAGCUGCAACCCGAAGAGGAAGAGGAAGAAGAGGACGAAGAAGACGAAGAAAAGAAGGCAGAAAAGAUUGCCAAACGACUGAAUCGCGAAGUAAAUAUGCUACAAGCUCGAUUGACGAGACUAAAAGAAAAACAGGAGGAAAAGCAUGCAGAACGACAGGCUCUUAAAUAUGCAAUGAAAACAAAUCAGUAUGCUCUUAAGGCUGAAAAGAAAAAAUAUAAAAAACUCCAGAAGGAAGUCGAAAAAAUGGCAGCAAUGAUGAAAAUGGAAGAUGACGACGAUGACGCCGCGGAACCCAAGGAACCGGCAGUGGAUGAUCCAGAAGACGAAGAACAAGAAGAGGAAGAAGAGGAGGAAAGCGAGUCCGAAGAGUCUGAGUCAGAGAGUGAAAAUGAGAGCGAAAAUGAAGCUGAGGAUGCUCCUGAUGCUAAAAAGAAAAUCAAUCUUGAUCCAAGAGUCAAACGCCAUGAGGCACGACUGGCCUCGCUCAAGAAAGGAAACUACCUCCUGCAAGCAAAUGUCGAUCGUAUCAAGGACGAAAUCAGCAAGGUUCGAGAGGAAUGUUGCACACUACAAACGGACUUGGACAACGUAAUUGCAGACCUAGGUUAAAGAAAUUCGACGGUGAUGUUUUGACACGCUAUAAUUAUGAUGUAAAAGCAGUCUGUAGAAUCUACUGCAAAUUGCACUGUAUUCGUUUCCUAUGUACAAUACGUAUUUAUCAAAUAAUCACAAAAACAUAUUUUCUUCUAAUGCUUUAGAAAUUUUGCAGAAAAGCUGCAGCGUAGUUUUCGUAA